CAGUCAGAAGUGUUUUCCGCCGGAAUAUCUCGCCAAACAAGUUCCGCUAGUUUUUUUCCUGCUGCAAAGUUGCAAGUUUAUCAUUCCAUCACGAUCAUCGCCUACUGCCUGGCUGGAGUAAGAGCUGGGGAAGAAAGAUGCGGCGUGGAGAAGGAGGAGAAGAGUGGCGCUCCGCCCCCGUCUUAUUUUGAAGAUCACUUCCUCCGAUUCGAUGCGGUGUGUGUGGAAGUAAAUAAGCAGAAGCAAGAAUAAGCAGAACAGCAGGCGCUGAACCGAGCCGACGAUGCUCUGGAAGUUUGAAGCAGAAAUCGGAGCAUGAUGGCCUGCUGCAAUUUAUUAUUAUUUUGCGUGGAAGAAGACGCACACAAACACAGACGCAGCGCCGCCAAUCGUAUCGAAAGAUAUGUGUAAAUAAGGCAACGAAAAAAAGAGAUAUUUUGGAAACGAAGCCCUCCUUUCGCGGGAUGAUUGAAUUCAAUUGCAGCUAAUAAAUCGAGGUCGGUGUGUGAAGAAACCGUUGGCGAAUUUCGGCCGGAUGCAAUGAAAGAGACCGAUUGUUUACACUAUUGAAGAAAAAGGAACUGCGCCGCAAGAAAUGCUGCAUGCUAAUUACGCUACUGAAUCAUUUAGUAACCAGUGCAAAAUGUCCAGCCGACACGAGGUCGAGAUGGAGAAGCAGUUCUUGGCCGAUCUAGAGAAGGCCAAAGCGCUCAGCUUGGAGACGCACGAGCUGGAGAAGAUCCGAAAGCAGCGUUACUCCCAGCCGGACCCCUCCAUCUAUUCCGAGACGAACAAUCUGGAGGAGUACAAACAGUACCUCCAACGUAAAGCACAAUUACAUCAGGCCAAAACGGGUGCGACCGCAAUUUCCGUUGCUCCACCCAGCUCUGCCCGCCGCAACAGUGAUACUCGCAAUCCGUUGACAAACGCCGCCCCCACCAGCAGCAGUGAUCAGCAACGGGGCAGAGAUGAAGCAGAUUUGAUGUCCUUCAACCCUCCGCCACCGGUGCCGAACCCGCAGGACGAAGCCCACAAUAGUCUAAAGGAAUUGGUCGACAAGAUGCAUCGCAUGAACACCCAGCAACAGUACGAACAUCCGGUGUACAAGACACAACGUAGUUACAGCGUAGCGUCGGCACCGACCUACGGCGGAUACACGCCGGCAUAUCUUCAGCAACAGAUCGUCCCAAACUACAGUCCGGCGUCCAUGCAACUUGUCCCGUAUCAACAGACAACGUCGGAUAAACCAUCCAAACUAACGCCGGACGAGUUGGCCCGUCUCUACAGCAUGCCGACGGCCUACGGGGUUGCUCCACAGCCAGGUUUCAUCCCUCAGGGCCAAUACCAACCCAACGCAUAUCUCCCCCAUCCUCAGUUCCCGGUCCAAUACGCACCAGCUCCAACAACCGCUUACAUUCCUCAAAGCCAACCGGUAGCCGCAACCGUUGCUCCACCGGCACCUGGCUUCAUCGUUCAACCUUCCCCUCCCCCUUCGGUGGCCACAAUUGCCAACCCAGAGUCCGCACUGGUGCAUGUCCCUAAACCUGUUGCCCCCCUCUCGAAACUGACCCUGGCCAAUCGUUCCACCUCCCAACCGGUGCAACCGUUCCCACCCGCCAUCCCUGGCCCAUCAUCCUCUUCAACGUCCAAUCCUUUCGCAAGAAACUCGCUCGGAGCGACCGGAGCUUCAUCGGCGGCCACCACCGCCGCCAAAAGUAACGGCGAGCAGGUCGUGCUUCGUCCCAAAAGUGAUCCCCCGGCGGCGACGGCCCGGCUCGGCGAUAACCUGAUCGAUCUGGGCCCGUUCGAGGAAAAUUCACGUGUGUCGGUGCUGGAGGCGUUCGAUCCGUUGCUGUGCGGUCACCGCAGCAGCCUCAGCAGCGGGGCCAGCGAGGACGAUAAAGAUGAUACGGCUUCGACGUACUACGAGGACUACGAUCCGUUCGAUUACAUCUAUAGCGGUGGCACGCAAUACUCGGAUCCGGUGUACGAAGCGGUCAGCCGCUCGGACCGGACGCCCCUCUCGCCAAACAGUAGCGGCUCGGGUCCGCCACCGGCUCCCGGCUGGAGCGUCUCGAGUGCGUAUGGCUUCGGCGAGCCGGACCUGGAGAUGGAUCCACCGCCGUUGCCUCCGCGAAAUUCGGACCUUUACCAUCCGAUGAUGGGGGCGGUCACUGCACCCGUGGUCGGGAAGGAACCUUCGAGCUCAGCUGGAAACUACGAGGUGAUGCAGCGGAAGACGGUCGAGCGGCGUCCGGCACCGACGAAGCUGUACGAGAAUGUAGUCAUCAAGAAGAGCUACGACAGGGAGCUGAUUGCGUUCUACGAGAUGGUGAAGCACUUGAGGGAACAAUACCGCUCCGACGAUUCGGGAAGCAACGUGGGCCACGUGGUCGCGUCCGAGUUUGACAAUCACUACCCCGAGGGAACCAGUAUUAAGCUGCUUGUGCAUCCGGCGCUCGAUUGCUUCACGUCGUACGACAGCCAGAACAAGGGUCAGAUCGAUGGCUACGGACCGCCGAUUCCGUUCACCUGUGAUAUAACGACCACGGUGGAGCACGUAAUCGCAUACGUCUUCUGCGCCCUCGAAGGCCAGGUUCUGAACGGCGUCGGCGAUUACAUCCUGAAAGCUAUCGGCAUCCAGGAGAUUCUGAGUCCACGAUCGCGUCUCAACCAGUUGCAGUGCGUGCACAACAGUAUCAAGCUGGAGCACGACGUCCAGUUGGGUUUCAUUGCGAAGACGCCUCGGAUCAUGCAGAGCAUUGCGAGGACGGCACAGGAUGACAAGCGGGACUCGGAACUCCGGUUGGAGCAUAUUUUGCCACGGGAGGCUACCUCGGCUAUUAGCUACGACGACUUGAUGAUCUUGCUGGAGUGUCUCGAGGCGGAGAUUGAGAAGCUGCAGUCGACGGCGGACGAUCACAGUCCGCACACGAUCUUGAGUUGUUCCGGGGUGAUUCAAGCGGUGAAGGCCAUCUGCAACAUGCUCGGGCCGAUCGAUACGCUGGACAUCACCAAGUCGAUCGACGAUCUUAAGACGUGCUGUGACAGCUGCCAGACGAUCUACAGCUAUGGGGAUUCGUCGGAUUACAACAACGGGAGUUUGAGCAUCGUUUCGGAAAGUGGAGAUUAUGCGGAGGUCACGCUUCGUCCACGUACCGUGAGUCAACAGAUCCGGUACCGCUGUAACGAGGUUCGGAACGCGAUCCAGGGACUGCUGGAGAUUUACUCGCAUGCGUUCCGCGUGAACUUUUGCGUUAACGUGCCCGAGUGGGACACGAAUCCGGUGUCGAUCUGCAACAUAUCGCAGAGUGUGAUGGUCAAUGUGAUGUGUUUGCACAGACCUCCGAUGCACUGGAAGCACGACGAGUACAACUUGGGCGUGCAGAUUUAUCACGGAGCGAGGUUCAUCAGUGAGGCGGUGGUCACGCAAUGCUCGAAUGAAAUUACUGGGAUUUAUCCGCGGUUGAAGUUCAACUCGUGGAUCAUGUUCCGGAAUCCUGUUUGUACUCUUCCGAGGGAGGCGAGGCUGAUCUUCGUGCUUUACGGGGUUACGCGGGAGCCCGUUGAAGGGGACAAGCAGCAGGAGGGAAGCGCAACGAGUUCGGAUGGUCCGACGCAGGAAGGUCGCGUUACGAAGGUGGAGUUGGGCUGGGCGUCGAUACAGUUCUUCGACUUUGAGCGGAAGAUGAUUCAGGGAUCGUACUUGCUGUCGUUGUGGCCACCGACGGCGGAGAAAUACUUUGGACCUGCGCCGGCCAAAGGAACACAUCCUUUGGGAUCGUCGUACCCGAUUCUUGGUAUAGAAAUCCCAAGUUACGGCGGAGCGGUAGUGUUUCCGGAACCGAUUAAAAAUCUACCCCCGUGGAGUAAGCUGGACUUUAACAGCUUGGAUCGCAACUUGCAGCAGGAGUUGAUCGACACUGCGGAGCAGGGCUACUCCGCGGACAAGCUGGAAAAGCGUGAAGUCUUGUGGGAGAAGCGUCACUACCUGCACAGCUUGCCUCAUGCCUUGCCGAAGAUUCUGCACGCGGCCCACAGCUGGGACUACGCGUGCCUUGCCGAUCUUCAUGCCUUACUCAAAUCGUGGUCCGCGAUGACGCCGGUACAGGCGCUGGAACUGCUACUGCCACGAUACCCCGACCUGGAAGUUCGUCGACAGGCCGUCGAGUGGAUCUCGCACAUGCCGAACGACGAAUUCGUCGACUACCUGCCCCAACUGCUGCAAGCGCUGAAACAUGACACGUACGAAGCUUCUCCCCUGUCUCGACUGUUGCUCCAAAAGUCCCUGGAAUCCCCGCGAAUAGCUCAUCACAUGUACUGGCUGCUGUUGCACAGUUUGCCCGGCGAAGCGCCCCAGAACAUGGUCGAAAUGAACCAAAUUGACGAAGCUCUGGUGAACCAGGCUCGGUAUCACCGGCGAAAUCAGCUAAUGCUGCGCGCCUUGAUGGCCACUUGCGGCGAGAAGCUGACCGCGAGGUUCCUCUCGCAGAACAUGAUGUGCAAGAAGCUUGGGGAAGUGGCGCAAAGCGUUAAAAUCGCCAAAGAAUCGCACCGGCUGCAGAUGCUGAAGCAGGGACUGGAGUCGGUCAACCAAAUGCUGAUCGAUGCUCCGACAGUGCUUCCGCUGGGACCGGGAAACGAAGUGACAGGGAUCGUUGUACGGAGUUGCAACUACUUCAACUCGAAUACGCUGCCGCUGAAGGUCAACUUUAUGGGCCCGGACAAGGUGAUCGUGCCGGCGAUCUUCAAAAGUGGCGACGAUCUUCAGCAGGAUAUGCUGACCAUUCAGAUGGUUCGGAUCAUGGACAAGCUGUGGUUGCGCGAGGGACUCGACCUGAAAAUGGUCACGUUCAACUGCGUGCCAACAGCCUACAAGAAGGGCAUGAUCGAGAUGGUUUCGGACUCGGAAACGCUGCGCAAGAUCCAGGUCGAGUGGGGCCUGACGGGGUCGUUCAAGGACAAAUCGAUCGCCGAGUGGCUGGCCAAGCAGAACCCUAGUCAAUUAGAAUACCAGCGGGCUGUGGAGAACUUUACGCGGUCCUGCGCCGGCUACUCGGUGGCGACCUACAUUCUCGGUAUUUGUGAUAGGCAUAAUGACAACAUUAUGCUCAAAACCUCGGGACAUCUGUUCCACAUAGAUUUCGGUAAAUUCCUCGGCGACGCACAAAUGUUUGGCAACUUCAAGAGAGAUCGCACCCCGUUCGUCCUGACCUCGGACAUGGCGUACGUCAUCAACGGCGGCGAUCGCCCAUCAGCCAAGUUCCACAAAUUUGUCGAUCUUUGCUGCACGGCGUUCAACAUUGUGCGCAAGCACGGCGAUCUCAUCCUGCACAUGUUCGCGCUCAUGACGACGUCCGGCAUUCCCGGCGUUACGGUCGAGGCGGUCAACUACGUGCGGAACGCACUGCUGCCGGGCCAGUCGAAUCCGGAGGCGGCGGCGUCGUUCGCCAAGAUGAUCCACAUCUCGCUCAAGUCGUGGUUCACGCAGUUUAACUUUUUCCUGCACAACAUUGCGCAGAUGAAGUUUUCCGCGGAGAGCGACGACGGCGAGCUGUUGAGCUUCGUGCCGAGGGUUUACACCAUGGCCCAGGACGGUCGACUCAAGUCCGUAACCGUGCACGGUUUCCAGAAGCGGUACGACCUGGAAAAGUAUUACACCUACAUCCUGAAGGUGACGCGACAAAACCAACCGGAUCCGGCCUACCUCUUCCGGUCGUACAAGGAGUUCUGCGAGUUCCACCAGAAGCUGUGCAUUCACUUCCCGCUGGCCAAGCUGCACAGCCUGCCGUCCGGCAUCCACGUGGGCCGCUCGAACGUCAAGACGGUGGCCGAGCGGCGCCUGCCGGAGAUCCGCCAGUUCCUGAUCUCGCUGUUCAACGCGGCGGACGAAAUUGCACAUUCCGACCUAGUUUACACCUUCUUCCAUCCGCUGCUGCGCGACCAGCAGGAGGCGGACAUCCACGCCGCCAAGGUUAAGGGCAAUCGCGCCAUCAUGGACGAGUACCAGCAGCCCCGGGGUGAGAUUAAGUUCUCGCUGCAGUACCACCGGGACGCGCUCAUCGUGAUGAUCCAGCACGCCCGGGCGCUGCCCACGACGGCCAACAACCCGGAGCCGAACACGUACGUCAAGGUGUACCUUCGGCCGGACCAGGCCAAGGCCACCAAGCGCAAAACCAAGGUCGUGCGAAAGAACUGCAAUCCCAGCUUUAUGGAAACGCUCGAGUACCGACUGCCGCUGGACUUUAUCCAGAAAAAGACGCUGGAGGUGACGGUGUGGUCGCACGACUCACUGCAGGAGAAUGCAUUCCUCGGGGGCUACCGGUUGGCGCUGGCCGAGCUCGAUCUGCGGCACGAAAUCAACGAGUGGUUCCCGCUGAGCUACCUGACGAGGGCUUAAGUCGACAAGAAAAAAAAAGAGAAAGAAAGUUUUUUUUUUAUUUUGCUGUUUAUUAUAAUUUAUAUCUAUACAAUACACGUGUGUGUUUUGUGUUCGUGUUUAUAAUCAAGCUUCUUAACAUUCAACGUAACAGUAACGGUAUUGUAACGAUCGUGACGGUCGACGACGAUCGUGUAGAACCGGAUGGACGGGUAGCGUCCACCGACCGGGGGGAGGAAAGUGAAAGAAAACAAAGAAUUUAUUUAUAGCUUUUUCUAUAUUCAAGAGAAUUAAAAAUCCCACUCACAGGUAUGAGCGAAAUCAGUA
Messenger RNA from Culex pipiens pallens (northern house mosquito), 6706 nucleotides. It is a transcript of the gene Pi3K68D, whose product is annotated as phosphatidylinositol 4-phosphate 3-kinase C2 domain-containing subunit beta. The transcript has 11 exons. Gene Ontology annotation, molecular function: phosphatidylinositol binding; 1-phosphatidylinositol-3-kinase activity; 1-phosphatidylinositol-4-phosphate 3-kinase activity. The coding region runs from base 596 to 6400 and encodes 1934 amino acids. Gene Ontology annotation, biological process: phosphatidylinositol 3-kinase/protein kinase B signal transduction; cell migration; phosphatidylinositol-mediated signaling. Gene Ontology annotation, cellular component: cytoplasm; plasma membrane; phosphatidylinositol 3-kinase complex. NCBI's taxonomy places the organism in Eukaryota, Metazoa, Arthropoda, Insecta, Diptera, Culicidae. The record is from RefSeq and is a predicted model, not a curated record.